Etheostoma spectabile (orangethroat darter) is the source of this 6943-nucleotide messenger RNA. RefSeq names its product probable ribonuclease ZC3H12C. Gene Ontology annotation, cellular component: nucleus; cytoplasmic ribonucleoprotein granule. The transcript has 6 exons. The record is from RefSeq and is a predicted model, not a curated record. Bases 781 to 3570 code for a protein of 929 amino acids. Lineage: Eukaryota; Metazoa; Chordata; Actinopteri; Perciformes; Percidae. Gene Ontology annotation, molecular function: metal ion binding; RNA endonuclease activity; mRNA binding.
AACUCACGCCUUCUCGUCCAUUCAUGGCUCAAGUCAGCGAAUGGGCUGGUGUUGUGUGUGUGUGUGUGUGUGUUUGUUGUCUGUGAUGUUUUGGGUAAGGGGGGGAUAUCCUAGCUCAUGUUAUUGUCCCUUUCUAUUGGUGGAGUGGUGGGUGAUGUACAGAAUAAGCUUUGGUGAAGACAGGUUGUGGUCAGACUUCUGCAUUGGUAUUGGUCAGGAGGCAGAACCAGUGUGAGGAGGAGGAUUGUAGAUGCUUUCCACUCCAUCUGUUGUCAGUCAGACUGCUCAACCUGCAGCCUCAGGAAACUGCACUCUGCUGCUCAACCAAAAAGAAGAGUUUGAAAGCUGAUCUCUUAGGAUUGCUGCUAAACUCAACCAGGAAACUAAUUUUGCUCAGCCCCACUUGGAUUGACAGCUUUACAUUCUCCAACUCUUUAGAUACUGGAUACUGGAGAUUGGAUUCUGAGAUUUGACUUGAUUUUCGAGGGAUUUUGUCAUACAUCUGGGCUUACUUUACCAGCACCAUUAUUGGGAACUUCCCCCUAAAGUUUUUCUGUCUUAUGCUUUGUUGUUGAAAUGACAAAAGGCAGCAUUCCAGGAGAGAAAUUGUAGUAGAAUCUUGCCUUUUCUCUGUUUUGCUGCCUUGCUGUUUCGCUUGGAGCUGCGUGCUUCACUCCAAAGACCAGUCACUGAGCUGUAAACUACCAGCAGUAACAGUGGGGUCUGUUGGGUGCUCGGGAGCUCAAGGAGGGUGUGGAGCUGGAUGUAUGAGACAGCUUCAUGGGCGUGAAAAACCAUCUGGAGGAUGGGACAGGCCACAUCCUCAGCCUGGGGCUGGAUCUAGACUACCUCCAUGUGGAAGGUGCAAAGCCGCAGGUCAGCCUGAGCCCUGUGAGGGAUCCUGGGAAUAUAGGGGUUUUAAAUGUCAAAGCGGAUGCCCCGAGUAACAGCAAUAACAGUAUUGGUAGUAGUAGCACAAGUUUUAGUACUAAUUCAAUCUGUAGCAGCAGUAGUAGUUGCAGUAACUUCUCAGACAGUGACGACGAACGGCUCCAGAAUGGGUGUGGUUCUGAAUCUCAAUACCCUCAGCAAGAUCAGCCUCACCUACAGCACCAGGAGUCAUCUUCAGUCUUUCAGUCAGUCAGGCUGGACCUGGCACCAAACCGAUACCCUGGAGACCCCCCACAGCCAGAAACAUCAUCCCCCACUGAGCCUGUCACAGACUACCGCGCCAAAGUGGAGUUUGCUCUCAAACUUGGCUACUCUGAGGAGCUGGUGCUGCUGGUGCUGAGGAAACUGGGCCCAGACGCACUCAUCAACGACAUGCUGGGCGAGCUGGUCAAACUGGGAACCAAGACAGAGGUGGAGCAACAAAGAGGUUUGACUGUCUCCCAAUCUCCCUCCUUCUCUUUGUCAUCUGCUUUGAUGUGCUCCUCCUCCUCUUCUUCUUUAUCCAAUUCCUCCCUGGACUCCUGUCGGCUGCUGUGUCCGUCCCAGCUGCUGGAGGACAAAGAAAACCUUCGGCCCGUUGUGGUGGAUGGAAGCAAUGUAGCCAUGAGUCAUGGAAAUAAGGAAGUGUUCUCCUGUCAAGGCAUCCAGCUGGCCGUUGAUUGGUUCUUGGAGCGAGGCCACCGUGACAUUACGGUUUUUGUCCCUGCCUGGAGAAAAGAGCAAUCACGACCUGAUGCUCUUAUCACAGACCAAGAGAUCCUACGGCGAUUAGAGAAAGAGAAGAUCCUGGUCUUCACCCCAUCUCGCCGUGUGCAGGGACGCCGUGUGGUUUGCUACGAUGACCGAUUCAUUGUCAAACUGGCCUACGAGUCAGACGGCAUCAUUGUUUCCAAUGACAACUACCGUGACCUAGCCAAUGAAAAGCCAGAGUGGAAGAAAUUCAUUGAUGAGCGUCUACUGAUGUACUCCUUUGUAAAUGACAAGUUCAUGCCACCAGAUGAUCCACUGGGACGCCACGGACCCAGUCUGGAGAACUUCCUGAGGAAGAAGCCUAUUGUUCCUGAACACAGGAAGCAGCCAUGUCCUUAUGGGAAGAAGUGCACAUAUGGCCACAAGUGCAAGUUUUACCACCCUGAAAGGGGUAGCCAGCCCCAGCGGGCCGUGGCUGAUGAGCUCCGUGCCAGUGCUAAAAUGUCAUCAGUAGCUUCUAGAGGCCUUCUGGAAGAUGCCCUGAUGGUGAAGAGCCAAAAUUCUGGUCAACCACAGGGAAUGGCUGAGGCCGAGCCAAGUCGGAGCACUCCAAAGAAACAGCCAUGCCCCAGUCUUCGGAGCUCCUUCAAUGACCUCUUGGAGGACAAGCUUCGGAUCAACUCCAAAGUGGAAAGACGUAGGGGAAGCAGCAGUAGCAGCAGCAGCAGCUGUAGCAGUAGCUUUCUAGGGUAUGCUGCUCCAGGGGGUGGGCCUUCAUCAGGAAGCUUGGACCGAUGGGAGCACCCUGGGGGAAAUGGUGGAGGCAGCUUUAGGGUUGCCGGAGCAUCUGGACCAAGCCAGACUGAAACUUACCACAGAUGUGACUCUCCAGAUCUGGGCUACAGCUCACUGGUAAAGGCCUACUCUAGCCUCAGUCUGGUCGUACCACAGAAUCCUGAGUGUUCCUUCCCAGCUGAUCUGCGAGCUGGCUCGCUGCUGUCAGACUGUAGCAGUGAAGGCAGUGCUAGCUCAGACUCUUUCUCCCCUGACCCUUUGAUAGACGAUGGUUCCAAGUGCCACCAUCACCACCACCAUCCUCACCACCAUCAUCACUGCUCCGGCCAGUACGCCCACUCUGUGAGCCGUGUUCCUCCUGGACUGAGCCAGAAUGCUUCUCAUAACUAUCCUGUUCCUCAAGCACUGCGGAGACAACAUGGUUUUGGCUUGGAAGAUGGAGGGUCUUCCAAGCCAAAACCAUCCUCUGUUACCUCUCAUACAUCUCCACGUCCCUGUAAGUCUCCUUCACCCUACAUCCCACCCCACCUUCGGCAUCCAUUGCUGAGCACUUUCCCAGGGGAAUUCCCCGCUCGUUCACCCCAAACAUCCACUGCUCACUCCCACUCUCAGAGCAAUUUAAUGGGAUCCCUUUGGCAGGAAGGUGGGCGCCAGGACCCCCAAGUGUACAAAGGGUCACCACUACAUUCCCGAAGAAACCACUGUGGAAUAAACCAACAACCACAGCAUCAGAUAAACUGGGACCCUUAUUACCAGCAGCCCCCUAAGCCUUGCUAUGAUCCGUAUGGCUUCCAAAGCCUUCCAGAAGUUCACGAGAAGGCUUGGCACUCUCCUUGGGGCAGGCAAGCCCAUUCAUCACCCCGUGCCCUUUCAGCAUCCAGUCUUCCACCUCUCCCCCAGCUGUCCCUUCCAUCCAUCCCUGCCCACAAAGGCCACCUGUCCUCAGUGCCCCAGCAACAGGAACCCCCUCUCUCUGGUCAAUACCAGGACCUUAGAGAGAGCGUGUUUGUUAACUUGUGCCGCAUCUUCCCUCCAGACUUGGUGAGGAUGGUGAUGACCAGGAACCCUCAUGUGGCGGAUGCUCAGGAGCUUGCAGCUGCGAUUCUGAUGGAGAAAUUGCAGCACGGUUUUUGAAUUAAGCCUGAAGGUGAAGUUACAGCCUAAUCUCAAAUGGGCUCACCUCUGCAGGUUUAUUUCUGGUUAUCAUCUUAAUUAUUAAAGUUAGGUUGGACAUACACAAACCAAAAGCUCAAGAUACAAAGCUCAUUUAGCUGUUAAUGGGCUGCUUAAUUUCAUAACAGGGAAGUUGUCUAAUUAUUUUAAAUGGUAUUUCUGAACAUGGAAAUUUCCAUAUUUUUCAAUGAAAAUGCCUGCUAUUUCAGCACUUAAGAUCAGGGAAAGUUGUGGUUCAAUGUGCAUUUUGUGUGCUAUUUUGGGUUAUGAGUAAACACCUAAAGGUAGUGUACUAAGGGAGGCUUUUAAUGUGUUUUAAGGGUGACAGUAUUGUUUCUUUUAAAUUAAUUUAUUUGUUAUAUUUUAAGUUAUUUUGAUGAUUUCUUUUAAAUGAUUCUGUUUUUGGCACUUUUAUGUUAUUGCUGUGUUUCCUUGGCAAUCACAUCAGGGUACAAGUAUAUCUAAAAUUCCUAUUUAACAUCUGAGCGAAACACUGCUGUUUUCCAGUCACAAAGACGAUGACAGCGUGGGCUAUGUAAAAUAAUAUAUUUAAUCGUGAAAUUUCAUUACACGUCACAAAUACAUCCCUACCUUAUUUACCGGUUGAAUUAGCUAAACUAAAGGAUCAAGGGUAUCUCUCUAGACUGGCAGGUGGCCGAUCAGCUGCUGUGGUGAGAUUUUGUGGAUUUCCCCCCACGCGGAAGUGAAAGUCAAGCGGCCGCCGACAAAGAAGAUAGAAAAAACUCCACUUGAAAACCCCAAGCUGUUGUUCACUUUUGAAUACGUUUAUUUUACUUCACAGUUCAUCAGCUUUCAGUACUAUUUGUUUUUAGACAUCCCCUCCGUUCUUUUCCAUCUUUAAACCAUAUCGACAUUUUAAAUCAUAUGAAGGUGGCUGUGGAGAGCACCAGAAAUGUUUAGGGUUCAAAGAAGAUUGUUGGUGUUAUUUUGAUUUUAAUUUAAAAUACGUGUUAAUUUAUUACCGUUCAAUGUGUGUGAAUGUCUGUCUUGCAUGAGACACAGGGUCUCCGUUGUCAGUGGUGACGUGACGAGGACGGUUUAGCCGCCUCAAACAGGGUAAAACUCGUUUGUACCCUUCUGUUAAAUAGAGCCACAACUUUUCAGGAAAAGACAGGAACAGACCGGCAAGAGUUGGAAAACACCUUCAGCACAGACUAUGUUACCAGACACUUAAUAUCAUGGGGACUACAGUUAGUUAGAUAGUAGUGUUUAGGUCUACAAACUUUUCUCAGUUGCGCUAAUAAUCUCAUUGGUUAAAUUAACACUCAGUUGUUCAGUAAAGAAAGAAACUUUAAAUACAAAAAUAUAAGUGGAAUAACUUGAAUUUUAUUCAUUACAAUCAAGGAAAUUAAAUAAUUACCUUAGUUAGCAAUAAGCUAUUUUUUUAAUUUUAGAUUUUUCAGAGUAAUGUCUGAUACAAAGACUCCAACUAACCAUUAUUUCCAUUACUAAUUAUCUGUUAAAACAAUUAAUUUGUGUUAAUCACUUCAUAAAUUAAAUCAAUUAAAUGCAAAAACGUGUUACAAAGUCUGACCAAAAGUAAGUAUUCAAAUUAAUUUGAUGGGAUUUCAAAGCCUCUUUCCUUUUAUCUGCCUUCUCUUACAAAGUAUUUUAGAUUAUCAUCUCCUAAUGUUAAGGACUCUGAGCUGUAUUUGUUGUAUGAAAUAGUAAUAUUCUUAAUUGUACUAUUAUCUCCACCAAUGGGAUUAUUUUAAAGUCUGAGAAAGUGUUUGUAAAGAUAAACUAACUCUUGCCUGGUUAGCCAGAUGACACCUCUCUUUAUUGAUACAAAUUGUAUCCUAUACACUUUUUUUUUUAAAACAAGAUCAAUGUUAUAUAUGAGAAUAUUUAAACAAAAAAUAUUUCGAGUUGAGUAUUUUGAGUAUUUGUGGACAUAGCCUUUAUUUAUAUGAGGGGGUAUUUUAUUCCCUUUUUCAAGUGCAGGAAAGAGAAAGUUUCUUAUGCACUUUCUUUGGAGACCGUUAUUGUUUUUUAUGUUGUCAGUGAACUGAAAUCGGGGUGAUCGGGUCACUCGUGUUAGAGGUCGCGUUGGCUUAACCGUGGUGAAAACCAGAUCAUUUCUGUGGUUAAAGGUGUUAAAAAUAAAGGCGUUGUUAAAUGUGAUGUGGUCUCAUUACUUGAGACAUUUUGAAGCUCGUCAGCGUCACACUCGGCCUCAGAACGGGAUUUUUGGAACAAUUCUGGAGCAAAAAUAGACAUGCACGUGGGACUGAGAGGAGGUUUUGAUGAGCUUGCUUCUCAUAUUUGUGCCACAGGCUCCCAAAUCUUUUGUGAUGCUUUUCCCAGAAAGCUAAAAACCAUGUUUUCUUCUUCUCGAAGCUCUCUUACUUGAAAAGCCCUCUUCUCAAGGGCUGUACCGUUGUCUGAAAGGUGUUGAUCUCAGGAACAAGUCCUCAGUAAUUCGUGUCUGUCAGUUGAUUUCUUUUUCCCUGAUUCUCAUGGCCUUGUCCUAUGAUGUAACGUCUGAGUAAGUCAGUCAUGGCUGAAGUGUUUUCACCCUGCUGGUCUGGCUAGCACCGUGUGCUCGUGUUCGACCACAGGGUUGACAAACUACAAUUCAAUUAAACAAACCUCUAAAGGUGCUGUGUUAACAUUCCUGUGGAUAUUAAAAAAAAAACGUAUUUAGUGUAUGAGGGCAAAGACUAUUUUUCUUUCAUCAUGAACUUGUUUAGAGAUAUUUUUCUAUUGUACAUGUUUAUCUGCAAGAAGAGAUUGUGCUCAGUGUUGCUGAAUAACGGGAGGUACACUUUGCUAACUGUGCUAACGUGUUUGAUUUUCUCCACAGAUGUUACUUCACUUCACAGUGUUCAGACUGAAUAUGAACAUGCAAAUUCACACCUCGCUUUAUUCAUAUGAAUUUCGGCAUUUUUGUGGUCCAUGUCUUUCACCGCGAACAGCCAAUGUUAGCUUUAGCUGUAUAUUAGCUAGCAAAACCAGGCUUUGACUGAUCCAAAAACUUAACAUUCCUGUUCUUUAUUAUGUUUAUCAAGCCUUUUCUCAUUUUUGUGUCAUCUCAAAUACACAAAAAGUAAGUGGAGGUCUUUUGAUUUGGAAAAUUGUGUUCUUUUGUCCUGGGUACGACACUUUUUGUGCCGGUGCAGCAAUAAGCUGCACCGGCACAAAAAGCAUUAUAAGCAUUGUUUAUAAAAAGCUUUUUCACAGUCACACGUUACUAGCAACAGUAGCAGUGGCUUUGUUCUACUGUAGUUAGUUGUUUAAAAUCACAUACUAAAUACUCUGUAUGUACUGCAUACUGCGUACUAAAUUAAUGAUUAAAUAUGCCAUUACAAGC